UAGACUAUAUAUUUACCUGGAUCAGCAAAGUAAUGGCGCACAACACAAAUAUUGAGAAUCGGGACAUUUUGAAUGUUCUUUCUUCGGUCAGACUAACGAAUACACCUAAAAUGGUUUCCAAGGCCAUCAUCAUCUGCACCCUUGCCUUCAUAGGACAGGCUAUCAGCGGGCCAAACUGCAACAUAGCUAUCUCUCCAAAGCUAGCUAGCUCCUCUAGCUACUCGUCCGGUAGCUGCCAGUCCAUCGUCAUAUCUAAUGAUGGAGGCGAGCUGCUCAUCUCUAGCAUCGGCCCCAUUGCGCCCUCCGGCAUCGCCGUCGCCACCGAGCUGGGCCUGGCGGGAGACUUGGAGCUGUCCGGCGAGCUGCCUUACCUGAGCGCGGUGGCGUUCGAGGGCCAGUUCGACACCAGUGGCUCGGCAUCGGUGAGCUACGGCUGUGGGGACAGCGUCGCCAUCACGCAGCAGAUCGGGAACCCGAGCGGCGCCAACGCCAAUAUCAAGACUGGCUCCUCCAAAAGGAUUAGCUGUGGUUGUGCCUAACUUCAAUAAGAUUUAAACCUGUAUUUGGAUAUGAAUAAACUUUUUGCAUGAUUAAA
Molecule: messenger RNA, 595 nt
Organism: Cydia pomonella (codling moth)
Lineage: Eukaryota; Metazoa; Arthropoda; Insecta; Lepidoptera; Tortricidae
Product: chorion class CB protein M5H4-like
Exons: 3
Coding region: 33-539 (168 amino acids)
Biological process (GO): multicellular organism development; chorion-containing eggshell formation
Cellular component (GO): egg chorion
Molecular function (GO): structural constituent of egg chorion
Source: RefSeq, a predicted model, not a curated record